This is a messenger RNA of Scylla paramamosain (green mud crab), 5004 nucleotides long. Its product is annotated as nematocyst expressed protein 3-like. The coding region runs from base 60 to 455 and encodes 131 amino acids. The transcript has 4 exons. The record is from RefSeq and is a predicted model, not a curated record. Lineage: Eukaryota; Metazoa; Arthropoda; Malacostraca; Decapoda; Portunidae.
GCCAUCCAACCCUCUUCUGCUGGUGUUGCUGGGUCUGCAGGGGCCUCUGGAUUUUGACAAUGUUGUGUCAUCUGCACUGGAUGAGGACAUCUCUUUUCAAAUCAUCCAUGCUACAGAUGACGACAUGCAAUGGUGCAGCUCCACAGGCGCCCCCAGCUCCACAGCCAGCGGCAGUUCUGCAGCCACUUCCAGAGGCCCAGCCAGCAGCUGCGCCCCACCUAGCUCUUGCACCCAAUCCAGCUGCUCCACCACAGCCAGCUGCAGCACCCAACCCAGCUGCUGCACCCUGCCCAACUGCUGCAUCCAAGCCAAGCAGAAGGCAUACAACUCCUGCUGAUCUACAGUUAUGCUUAAAUGGACACAAGAGGCUGCAGCUGCUUUCACUACCGUUAAAGAAGAAAUGGCCUGGUUUCCUCACCUUACUUAUCUGGAUCCUAAGGCACAAAUGUUUCUGACCACUGAUGCCUCUUCUACAGCUGUCAAUGCAGAACUGCAGCAGACCAGCAAAGAUCGACAAGCUACCGAGCAGAUUUGCCCAAGAGGGGGAGUAUUGUGGUGCCCCGAAGCUUCGAAGCAAGUCAGCAUCACAAAGCACCCUCUUGGCUCCAUGAAACACCACUACAAGUAGGCCACGUCACUAAGGCCGAGUCAGCGUAGGAUAUAUAGGGAGGCAGAACUGUGGCAGGAGGCAACCCCUGACUACCUACACACUGCAGCUUAGGCUGUGCCUCUCCUCACCACACCUCGAUUAGCCUCACCCUGUGCUGCCUGCUUCCACACUGGGUACCAAUGUAUUGGAUCAACUUCAACUCAAGUCUGAUGUAUUGCUGUUUACCUGACUGCUGCCUCACCAUGCCCAUCCCUACGUUUCAUUGCAGUGCAGAAGUGGAUACUUUGGAGUGAACUGUUAAUUGUGAAUAUGUUAUGGAUAUUUUCUUGCAUAUUAAAAGGCUAUAGCACUGUGCGUGGUUAAGUGUAAGUGCCUGUGAUGAGACACAGCACCGUUAAGGAGGGACCAAGUGGAAAAGGAGGGACAAGCAGUGGGACAAGGUGAAGCCAGGUCAUCCUGCAAGGAAGCAAGGUGACCCCUGUGACGACAUAGACACCACAAGACUGUGAAGGACCCUACCUGUGGGUCUUCCUUAAUGCAAUCACCACUCCUCCCACAGCGUCUUCACAACUGGCGAGUCCAUGUGAUAAUGUGGUCAGCUCACCAGACACCUAGACCCUGACCUGCCUAAGGAACUGCACGGGACUUCCACUCAACAUAGAGAGAGAUAAGCGCUCUGGGAUCCAUAGUGUUUAGUUAGUUAGCUAGGUGGUGCAACCCCAAAGAGGAUUUUAAUGGAUAGGAAUCCUCCUCAAUCCGUUUUUUUGUGUGUGUUUGUGUGUGUGUGUGUGUGUGUGUGUGUGUGUGUGUGUGUGUGUGUGUGUGUGUGUGUGUGUGUGUGUGUUAUCUUGAUUUUGUAAUCUUGAUUGUCUUAGCAAAAGUAUUUAUUUCUUCAUUAACUUUCCACUUAAACCAAUGAAUGAUUGUUUUUUUUCUUCUCCUCAACUUUCAGGAACACUUGUCUUCAAAUUACACCAGUAAGAUAUACACAUAUAAGUUUUUUUGUUUUCUGGAAUGGAUGGAUGGAUGGUUGCAUAAAUGGAUGGAUGCAUAGAUGGAUUGAUGAAUGGAUGGAUAAAUGGAUGGAUGAAUGAAUGAAUGAAUGAAUGAAUGAAUGAAUGAAUGAAUGAAUGAAUGAAUAAAUGGAUGGAUGUAUAGAUGGAUGGAUGGAUGGAUGAAGGGAGAAAAGCAAAAGGUCAGGUAAGGGAGAGAGAGGGAAUGGGAAAGAAAAGAUGUGUGUGUGUGUGUGUGUGUGUGUGUGUGUGUGUGUGUGUGUGUGUGUGUGAGAGAGAGAGAGAGAGAGAGAGAGAGAGAGAGAGAGAGAGAGAGAGAGAGAGAGAGAGAGAGAGAGAGAGAGAGAGAGAGAGAGAGAGAGAGAGAGAGAGAGAGAGAGAGAAAGAGAGAGAAUUACACACAUGCAGUUUUGAUGUGAUGGUAGUACUUCACAGUUAGUGCUGCAUCACACCAGAUGUGAGGAUAAAAACACUAUUUUAGGGAUUUUGUCACCCAUUCUCUUCCUAUUAUUCAUCAAUGAUCUUCUAAACCAAACUUCUUUUUGUAUUUACUCUAACAUUCAUGAUACCAUCCUGCACUUUUCCACAUCUUUUUUGUUGAGGUCCAACUCUUCAGGAGGUAAACAGCUCAUCCAGGGAAGCCACAGAAUGCCUAACUUUGGAUCUCUCUAAAAUUUGACUGAGGCAGAGCAAACUUAGGAUUGUUCUAUGCCUCAAAAACUCAAUUCCUCCAUCUAUCAACUUUCCAGACAAUUAUCCCUUCUUUUCCAAUGACACUCAACUGUCCCACUCUUCUUCACUGGACACCCUCAGUCUAAACUGGAAACUUCAUAUCUCAUCUCUAGCUAAAACAGCUUCUAUGAAGCUAGGUGUUCUGAGACGUCUCCACCAGUUUUUCUCACUCCCCCAGCUGCUAACUCUGUACAGGGGCCUUAUCCGUCCAUGUAUGGAGUAUGCUUCACAUGUCUGGGAAGUUCCAGUCAUAACACCCUUCUAGACAGGGUGGAAUCAAAAGCUUUUCCUCUCAUCAACUCCUCUCCUCUAACUGACUGUCUUCAGCCUCUUCCUCAUCACCACAAUGUUGUAUCUCUUGCUAUCUUCACCUGCUAUUUUCAAGCUAACUGCUCUUCUGAUUUAGCUAACUACAUGCCUCCACUCCUCCCAUGGCCUUGCUGCACAAGACUUUCUUCUUUCUCUCACCCCUAUUCUGUCCACCUCUCUGAUGCAAGUUAACCAGUAUUCAUCCUUCCUUCUCUUCAGUCAUUCGUCCCUUUCUCUGGUAAACUCUGGAACUCCCUGCCUGCUUCUGUAUUUACACCUUCCUAUGACUUGAAAUCCUUCAAGAUGGAGGUUUCAAGACACUUAUCCUUCAAUUUUUGACCCUAUUCAGGGAUUGACAUCUCAAUGGGCCUUUUUUUUAUUGGAUUUUUGUUGCCCUUGGCUGGUGUCCCUCCUUUGUUAAAAAAACAGGACGGGACCAGGUGCCAAUUAGACCCGAGCAUGAUAAUAAACACUGGUUUACUUUUGGCUGUUAUUUUUCACCUAUUAUUUUUAAGAUUUUACUGAAAAAGCAAACACAUGCAAUGAUACACUCCUUGGAAGAAAACACCUCAUAUUCCAAAAUUUGUAUUUUCCACAUUUCAAGUGCAAUUUCACCACUAACUUACAAGAUAAUGCAAAUGUAAAGAUAUCUCUGGAAAGAGGAAAGAAAGGCCUUUUUUCCCCCAAGAACAGAUUUUUAAAAAGUUGUUCAUAUCAUGGUAAUUUUUUUUUUAAAUAAAAAAAUGGAACAUUUUUGUCAUUGAUGUCAUUGUUUGUCUUAUUUCUGUGUGAAAUGUCUUAUCGAAAAUCCAUUUUUAAGGGAAAUGAGGAAAUGUGUAUGUGUAUUACAGAGAAUGAUUUUUGAAGCAGUUGGUUGAAAAACAAAUGAGAAAUUCAAGUGAUAAUGAUGCCAUUUUUUUAUAUUUUGAGUGUUAAAUAUAUUUUUUUCCAAAACUAAUGAGCAGAUCUCAAUGAAAAUUAAGGGUUUCAUGCUCUACAUACUAAGAUACAUGCACACAAAAAAUCAUGUGUAUUGGAAAAAAUUAAUGUCACCUCUAAGAGUAACAAGCAUCCACUCCCCUCAAGUAACUAGAGUGGCUUUCACCUACAUGGACAUGGAUACAAUGAAAAAAAUAAAUACAACCAUGAUAUGCCCCAAUCUGGAGUAUGUUGCAGUCGCUUGGUCUCCACAUAGGUAGAAGAAUACAAGGAAAUUGGAAACAACACAGAUGACAGCAACGAAGAGGGUGCCAGAAUUGAUGGAAAAGACUUAGGAAGAGCGACUGGAAGAAACAAGAUUAAUAACAUUAGAAGAGAGAAGAGAAAGGGGAGACUUAAUAACAAUGUACAAAUUAAUAAACUGUAUGAAAAAGGCAGACAGGCAAGUUAUGGAGAUGCAUAUGGAUGAGGGAACAAGAUGUACGAGAGGACAUACAAAAAAACAUUAAGAAGAGUAAAUAUCUCAGUGACAUCAAGAAAUAUAGUUUCCUGUAUUAAAGCAUUGACCUCUGGAAUAGAUUAAGUGAGGAGGCGGUUACAGCUGUCAGUGUGAGCCAAUUUAAAAAGAAAUUGGAUAACUGCAGAUAUGGAGACGGGACAAAUGAGCUUUAGCUUGUACCCUGUACAAUACAACUAGGUAAAUACAAGGAAAAUACAACUAAGUAAAUACCCACAAAUAAAUAAAUAAGUAAAUAAAUAAAUAGUAAAACAGAAAAUGCUGUAAGUAAAGGAUAGUAAACAGGAAUAACGGUGCCUGCCUUGGAGGAAUGUCAGUGUGGUGUACAGACAGUAUAGGGAUGAGGGGGUAAGCCAGCAGACCACUGUGUUACUGAAAGCCUACCUGGUUAAUACCUUCCCACACUGAUGGAUGGCACCAACAACAUACUAUUUCUAUAACUUUUUUUAAUGCACAAGGCAGACACACCAGGGCCAAGAACAAAUUCAGAAAAGAGAAAAAGCCCAUUAAUUCUCUCCCAAAAAGGAAGAGAAAAGAAUUGCAAAUUCAGAUUCAUAGACCUGGUGACAGCCAAACUGAGAAGCACUUCACUUCUCUUGUGACAACAAAAGAUGACUUGUACACAUAACCUGGCCUCAUGAAAUGGUGAAGUCUGGAAUGCUGAUGACUUCCACACUGGAAAUCAAAAUCAAGUGAAGUCCCCAACAAAAAAAUCAUUAACCCUCUCACUGCUGUGUAAUUUUUACCAUAAUUACCAAUAACUUUUAUAUGCCACAGUCUAUUAAAUAGUUCUGUGGCCAAGAGGAGUCAAAUGAACAAAGGAUGACCACAAGCACAAAAGAGUUAACUAGCCACUCAAAAGACUGCAAGAAAAGUAAGCCUGC